Molecule: messenger RNA, 3078 nt
Organism: Hipposideros armiger (great roundleaf bat)
Lineage: Eukaryota; Metazoa; Chordata; Mammalia; Chiroptera; Hipposideridae
Exons: 3
Coding region: 1698-2891 (397 amino acids)
Source: RefSeq, a predicted model, not a curated record
GCUGAUUUAUUAAUAUAAAAAUUGCCAGUGAGAAGUGUUACACUCUUUCCUUUCAUACUAAGUACUCUAAGUCUGUGUGCCGUUUACCCGACAGCAUGUCCCAUGUCGGACCAGCCACUUUGCACAUGCCCAGUGGCCAUGUUAGCCGGUGGCUCCUAUGCUGACAGCCCAGGUCCAGCCUUCAUUUCUUGAAGCCACCAAGUGUCUCAUGAUAUAUCACAAAAUAGUCACAUGCUAUUUUAGACUUAAUUUCUGUUUGCAUAUUUAAAAAAGAAAAUUAAAACAUUGAGUAGGGAGUUAAAAACCAGCACCGAGCGCGGCUUCCCUGCCUGCCAGCAGGCUUCUCCCUUUCUGGGGAGUCUGAACUGGAAAGGCCUGGUCCCAGCCUCAGGGCAUGGGCGCCCUGAGAUAAUGACUUAAUUAACGCCUGCCUGGGCAGUUUUGAUCUUCAAGGAGCGGUGCCCACUCGGCUGAGGCUGCUCCUGUAUUAAUUGCCCCAAACCCAGAAAGCCUUGCCCAGAGAUAAAGGGGCAUGUGUUUCAUCAUCACUACAAAUUGCUCUGCAAUCUGCUCUGGCACCAGCCGAGGUCUGCUGUGGAUGCCCAGCGGGCACCACCUGAGGACCCCAGCACUGCAGGUGUGCGUGUGCGUGUGCAAGCAUGCGUGCACUGCUGCUUCUCCUGGGUGGGGCGGAGCCUCCUCACAUGGCAGGGUUAUUGGCCCCACUUUCCAGGUGAGAGGACAGAGACUUGGGCAGCUUACAGCCAAACCACGCCAACAAGGCCAAGGCCAGGGGCAGAGGGCGGCCAGGCCUGGUGUGCCCUGCAUGUGCCCCUGCACCUUGGGGCUGGGGAUCAGGUGGGCGUGGGCUCCAGUGCUGCUGCCUUUAUAGCCCGGCGACCUCGUCCUCCACUCUCCUGGCUGUGAGCUGUGUGCCUCCCAAGUGAGUCCACCUGCCUCGAGCAUCAGAGACCCCCAGCCUCCUGGUGGGGCCCUGGGGCGGUGCCUCUCCUCAGCUCUGGGCCUGGCCUUCUGUAAGUGGGGGGUGGGGCAGGUCUCCACUGCUGGGGUCUGUGUGAGUGACAGGAAGUCACACAAGGAAGAGGCGCUCAGUAGAUGUUAGUCGUGGCUCCCACUGCGAAAUAACGCUAACAGCAAUGAUGGCACUCCAGCUGGUGUCCCCGGCAGAGUGGGGAUGGGCUGAGCUGGGCUUUAGGGUGAAUGCUGGCUGCACACCACACAAGGCGCUGGCUCUAUGACAGGCCCUUAAAACAGGCAUGUUGUCCCCUCCAGCCCCUCCUUCGCUCUGAGGGAAGGACAGGCCCUUUCUGUUCCUCCCUGGGUGCCUGGAGGGAACAUCACCUCGGCUGCGCUGAUUUGGAGCACCUGAGUCACCUUAAUUAUGGGCCUGCGGGCACGUGGGGCACGCCUGGGAUGCUGGGGAUAGCCCAGAAGCCCCGGCUCCGGGGGUGACUGGACCCCCCCCCCGGCCGCCAGGUGCACCUUCACCACCCCCAGCAUCCCCCCAGCAUGGAGAUCCCCUGUGCCCCCUUCUUCACUGGGGGCCCUCAGACGCGUGCCCACCACCUGAGGUCUCCUUCCCGCACAAAGCCAGGAGCCGUCUGGCCCGGCCUGUAGGGCCCUGAACGCCGAGUCCCCGCCGCUUCUGACUCAAGUAUAUUUAGCCUCAUUAUCAAAUGUUUGCAGUGAGCCGUGUGAACCUAAUAGCGGCUGGAAGUGAAACCCGAUUCCCAGGCAGAAAGCAGCACGUGACCACGCCUGAUCCGCAGGGGUCACCCCCCACCCCGCGGGCUGGGCAGUGCGGUGCCCCCAGGCGCCUGGCCCCACACGCAAGUGUCCUCUUGGACCCAGCAUCCUACCCCCACCUCGUCACGCAGCCCCUUCUCCAGAGACCGAAACUAGGGUCGCGUGGUGUCGAGAAGGAACGAGGGUCUGGAGGGGUCCACGCGGGAGUGGUUCCCAUCCAAGUUGGUGACCUCUCGGUCAAGCUUACCCUGCUUCUGCCUCCGUCCUCCAUGCUGACCACCCCGCCCACAGACUCGCCUGAGGGAGGCAGCAGGUGUGUGGAGGCCUGUGGAAGGGCGCGCGUAGACCCAGGUCGUCUGGGAACCGCAGGAGAAGGCCCCCAGCCCCAGCCCCUUGAGUUCCCGGCUCAGGCCGCUACCCGGCCUUCCACGAGGGAGUGGGGACUUGGGGGACGCGGGGUCCAGGGUGGAGACGAGGCACGCUGCAGCCCCCCUCCUCCGACCUGGGCGCUCUCCCAUCGGAAUGUGGGUGGAGGUUCCUCAUUCAGACGCCCCAGGCAUCGGAUUGUGGGCGGGAGCGCGUGGCAGCCGCCAGGUGAGUGUCCCAGACGCGCCCCUAAACCCGGCCCACCUCUCACCAGAGACUCGCUCCCCCUCCUUUUAUGGCGAGGGGGAGGCAGGGGCCCUGGAUCCCAACCGUGGAAAGAGGCCCGAGGGCGGGGGGCGGGGGCCGGCCUGCUUUUGCCCUUUUUGGCGUCCAGCUCUGGGCGCUGCCCUCUGCUGCCGCUGGGGCCCGAGAGAGGCGAGGCGAGCCGGCGACGGCGGAGCUUCCGCGGCGGCCUCCUCCACUCCCCGUCCGGUGCCGCAGGAUUGCAGCUGGAAUUGGAGGGUGGGCAGCUCGAGGGAGGGGCGCGCGGAGCCCCGGUGGCUGUGCUCGGAGCCGGGCACGGGGCUUGGAUGGAUCUCACUGCCUGCGUGAGCGCGUGUGUGUGCUCACUGCGGCGGCGGCCGGGCCCUACCCGGCCCGUGCGGCCCCCGCACGCUUCCGAGGUGCGGGUCCCGGGCCCGGAGUCCGGGGGAGGCGCGAGGGAGGGGCAGGGGAGGGGCGCGGCGACGGCCCUAUAACCCCCUCCCCGUCGCCGGCCGGCUCCACACGCGCGCCCGGCGGAGCCCGCACAACUCCGGCGAGCUGGGCCUGCCCACGCCUGCUCCUCUCCCGGCGGCGGCAGGGGUAGCGGCGCCGGCUCGGUCCUGCGCCCGCCUUCAGGCCCGCGCGGCGCGGCCCCGGGUGCUGCCCGGCUCGGGCCGGAGG